AUGAAGAUGAAACAAUUUCUUGAGUGCGAAUAUGCACUCUCAAAUCGAAUAAAGUGUGCAACUUGUCAUGUAGUUAUUUUUAAGCAUGAACUAAAGAUUGGACAUAUAUUUUUAAGAAAAGAUGAAGGUAUAAUUGUAAUUCAAAUAAUUUCAGGGUAAUAAUUUGAUAAGAAGGUUUGGUAUCAUGUUCAUUGCAUUAAAAAAUGGCCUACUGGAGAAAAAGGAUAAGAAUUGCCACUUUUUCGAUUGUAAACCUUAAAGGCAGAAGAUUAAUUAAGAAUCAAGGAAUUAUACAAAUCAUUACAAGAGAAACCAAAAAGUAAAUGUAUGAAUUAAAUUCAAGAUAAAAAGGAAAUUAAGGUCUUAUCAAAACAAGAACAAUAUGAAAAAUAUGUGACUGUAAAGAAUUUAAAUGACCCUGGCUAAAUAGAAGAAGAUGAUGAUUGCAUAAUGCUUUGA
Molecule: messenger RNA, 459 nt
Organism: Paramecium sonneborni
Lineage: Eukaryota; Ciliophora; Oligohymenophorea; Peniculida; Parameciidae
Source: the annotation of a GenBank genome assembly